Molecule: messenger RNA, 561 nt
Organism: Dracunculus medinensis (Guinea worm)
Lineage: Eukaryota; Metazoa; Nematoda; Chromadorea; Rhabditida; Dracunculidae
Source: the annotation of a GenBank genome assembly
UCUUCAUCAUUGAUAAUUUUUUCAGUAGUAUGUAAAUUUAAUUAUCUUCUAUUUAGCCCAAAUUUCGUUUCCUUAUUGUUCCGCUUAUUGUUUCCUUGCUUAUUGUUUCAUUUAAGGUUUCUUGUUGAUGCAUUUAAUUAUUUGCGGACACAUGGGCUGAAUAUAGAGGGUAUAUUCAGAAAGGAAGGAAAUGCAAAUAGAUUAAAAAACGCAAGAGUUAGUUUUCCUAUUUAUUUUGGUUGCACCGGGAUACCUGAGCAAUAUACAGUACACGACAUAUGCUCGCUUAUAAAGCGAUUUUUUAGAGAGCUGAAACUACCACUUUUUGCUCAGUUGCAAGGAAAGAUUUUCACAGAUUUUUUGAUAGAUAUAACAUCAAUGUAUGAAGGAAUGGAACGUAUAGCACAUUUACUCGAAACCGUUUUUUUAUUACCAGCCAAUCACCUCGCGACUAUUGUUUUCCUCAUGCGGCAACUGAAAUACGUUCGUUUUUUUAUUUUUUUUGAUUAUUUUAAUUUGUCUCUUUUUCGUUUCAUAAUGAAAAAUUUAAUAUUAAGAUAA